GUAGUUGAAGCCGUAAAAGAACUUAUCCGAAAAGUUGCAGUUUUUGGCAUUUGUAUGGGUCACCUGUUGCUUGGUCAAGCAUUGGGGGGUAAGACAUGCAAAAUGAAAUUGUCCGAAACCUUCGAAAAGGCUGUGUUGAGAUCAGUGCCCAGAAUCACAACUACGCUGUUGACCCCGAGUCUCUUCCAGAAGGUGUAGAGGUGACUCAUGUAAAUUUGAAUGACGGAAGCUGUGCUUUUCUUGCCUCCUCUAAAAUGAAGCUGAUGUCACUUCAAUACCAUCCCGAAGCAUCUCCAGGGCCUCAUGAUCCAGAUACUGUGUUUGGAGAAUUUAUACAACUUAUGAAGCAAGAAAAAGUGAAGGCAUAAGUCGAAGAAUCCAUCGCGUUGUUUCUCGUUUUGCCAUAAAUCAAGUCAGAGCAAUCUGUCGCGCUGCACCUCUUCGUUGCUAUUCUAUAUGUGUGUGGGCGCGCGCGCUAGCUCU
This is a messenger RNA of Capsicum annuum, 483 nucleotides long. Its product is annotated as carbamoyl-phosphate synthase small chain, chloroplastic-like. Bases 96 to 368 code for a protein of 90 amino acids. The transcript has 3 exons. Lineage: Eukaryota; Viridiplantae; Streptophyta; Magnoliopsida; Solanales; Solanaceae. Gene Ontology annotation, cellular component: carbamoyl-phosphate synthase complex; cytoplasm. The record is from RefSeq and is a predicted model, not a curated record. Gene Ontology annotation, biological process: L-arginine biosynthetic process.